AUCAUACAUAGCUUGUGGUUCACUGAGUAAGUAACCUUGCUUAAUUCACUGGCCGGCUAGGUUGGGACGAUUUUGUCAGUUGCUGUUUGGAGAGCUAGAGUGUGGGCGACACAUAGUAGGGGUGUAACUUUCCUACGGCCACAUGUACCUUGCAUAUGGUAACAGUUAUCGACUCUCUCUGACAAUCCAGUAAGACUAUCUCGGGUUUCUUCUUUCGAGCCUAAGGAUUUACCGUUUUUCUUCAUGGGAUAUAACUAAAGAUUGAAGGAUACUUUGUACGUAAACGAUUUUUCACGGAUCAGCUGUGUGGUGAAACCGUACCGAGGCGUGUAACCGUCUGAAAAGUACUACAUAUUAUUAUAAAGUUAUAUGCAACUAGUGGAGAGUUUACCGACAUACGGAGUACAUUACUACGAGCUGAAAGAUAAAACUGGUAUCCCGUGGUGGCUGGGUCUCAGUUACAAGGGAAUUGGCCAGUACGAUAUCACAGAUAGGCUCAUCCCAAGAAAGGUCUUCCAGUGGAGACAGCUCCAGAACAUCUUCUAUCGUGAUCGGAAAUUUUCUAUCGAAGUAAUCGAUCCAAGGAGAGUUGUGCAUACAUUGAGCAGUUUGAACCUGUAUGAAGAGUCAUUGGAAGAGGACAUUUAUGAUGAAUUGUCGGAUGCGAUUGCCGACCCUACAACUCAAGUCUCUGUGAGUAAGCGUACAUUCGGCGUGACUAACUCCAGCCUCCAUACAUGGUAUGGGUCCCCAGUAAUGGUCAAGUCUAUGUGGACAAUGGCAGUCAGUCAACACCAGUUCUAUCUGGACAAGAAACACAGCAAGGAGCGGUACCCAGCACAGCGUAGCUUUAAUCAAAUAGCCAAGGAUCUAACGACGAGCACCAACUCGCUGACGUCUUCACACACGUCUGAGAUGAGCGAGGAGCAGACGGAAGGUUGUACCAACCUGGUCUUAUUGAAAGACGCCAAAGAUGCAUCCUCGAGAGAGCUACUCGCCAUCGAGGGGGAGGCGGCGCGGAAGGAGCUGGUGGAAGCUCUCAAGGCGCGCAAGGUGGUUCUCCAAGACACCCUACAGGAGAAACUCGACAGUCUCAGGCUGCUCUGUCUGAACGAAGCGGAGUUAACGGGAGAGCUACCCAUUGACUUUCCGCGAAUUCCAGGGGAGCCCCUUCCCCGCCCAAAGACAAGAGUAACAACUGCGUUUACGCUCUCCGAUAAGGCUGUGAACACCCCGGAACAUAACUCUGAGGAUGAUGGGCUUUCCAAACUGGAGAGUGAGUACGAGAUCCAAUCAAAGAUUACUACGGCAGCCAUGAAACUCGCUAAUGACCCGACCAUAAGCAAGAAAGUCCGUAAGACUCGCAGGGAUUCCUACAAGAAGUCAGCCCUCAGGCUGAACAGCAUUGAAGUUCAGCUUACAGAUUUGCGCCACAGACUUGGCCUGGAAAUAGAGGAGCCGACCGCUGAGAGAAAAGCCCUGGAUGAGUACAACAGCUUGAAUCGCUCUGGUCGUAAGGCGAGCACUCCUCACACACCACCAGCAUCUAGAUUUGGAUUCGGAUUCAUGUCGGAACGAGGCAGAACUAAAACCUUAGACGAUCGGAAAGGAGCAAGAAUACGCUCCAAGAGCGUUCCUCGUCAGUUGUUGAACGGAGGCUGGCGGUCCCCGUCGCAGAGUCGGAAAAACAAGCCGCCCUUACCGGUGGAGAUUUACUCGGACAGUCCCCCCCAAACGGAGUCCCCGAAGGUCUCCAAGAAGGGUGACGCUAAGAAGCCACCACGUGGAAAUAAGAUGAGCCUGAACUUUUUUGAGCCCUCCAUAAAGGAGAGUAAUGUGGAGCUUGCGAGGAGACCGUCUGAUGACUUGCUUAAUCGUCAGCCUCGCCAGUCGAGAUCAAAUAGCGUGAGUAGCAAGGACAGUUUAAUCUCGCAGAGAUCUGCUGAUUACGUUGAGAGCCAGCGUCCCCAACCACCUUACCCCAAACCUGCGGUAAGUUACACAGACUCUUUCAGCAAGAGCACACCUUCGUUAAAUGUGCAGGGAGAUGUCCCUGGCGACUCGCCCCGUCGCCACAGAAACCCGUCAUCAAACUCUGGAAGCAAAGGGAGCUCCGUAGCCUCGGCGAGGGCGCCACCCCCGUCGUAUCCGACUAGUAAUUUCCGAUCGCUGAACAGAACUGGACGGUACCACGAGUCCCCAGAGUUGAGUACGACUCCGAGGGACUACGACCCCGCCCCGUUACGGCAUCACGCCGCCUCCCUGCAUGAUCUGCAGAUAUUAUCGGCGCGUCAGGACUUCCCGCUGCCUGACGACGAUCUGGAAUACCAUCAGCAGCCAACGUCCCUGAGCCAGCCGGCUUCUCCGAAAAAACACCAUUCUUUGGGCAAUCUCCUUCUGAAAUCAAACAGUAUACAGAGUCAGAACUCUGACGAUCAGAGCUCGACAGAGUACACGCCAUACCGGAGUCGGACUUCCUAUCGAUCCCAGAAGUACCAGAACUAUGCCAGCCGGCUGCAGGGUCCAAAGAAAUUUGAAUUUGAGGAAGUGAACAGCUACAUUAACCAGCCGUACGAUCCGCGCAGUGAUCAACCUGAUCAGAGGCUAGAUCAGGAUGAUUAUCAUGAUUACGCCGAGCAACUUGCUCCCUCAGAGCGCGGAUCAGAGCGCGGUUCAGAGCGCGGUUCAGAGCGCGGUUCCAGUCAUUCGUCAUCGGUCGCCGGCGACUUCCAAAACGGAGGGAAUCGCAACCGCCAUCACUCCAUCUCCUCCCAGCAAUCGUCGAGUAGCUCCUCCCACAGCUCCUCUUUGGCCGUGCAGCUAGGGUCCAACGGCUCCCCCUACCACUCCCAAAGAACUCCCGUCUACACCCACGUCUCGGAGUACACCUCCAGCUACGCUACUAUCUCUCACACCCCCUCUAACAUGAGCGUUGCUUCCCACAACAUGAGCACCCACUCCCAGUCUAUGACUCUCUACCAGGAGCCCCAACCCGCAAACUCGUACCGGACUGAACCCCAGCCGGCUUCCGUGUAUCGGACGACGUCAUCCAUGGUUCUACGUCCACAGCAGACGUUUGGCACUGGUAUAGCGGUCAGUAAGGUCCACUACCAGCCGGUCACCCCCAUGACUUGCGAACCAGUGGCCCGCCACAAGAAAGCCACGCACCCAACAUCUGCAAAUAGCUUUCCCUCGUUCACCGCUCUAGACGGUAGCCCCAGAGUCCGACCGCAUGAAGAACGAGUUCCGCCCAAUCAUCAGAAGAUUUCGCGUGACUCUUUCUCCGCAUCACUAGAUGACUUGACGUACCGCGGCGACGCCGGGGAAUCGCUGGCGAUAGCGGACAGCUUCAGCGAAGAAAUGUUGGCCUGGCUGGAGGAUCACGACAGCAGCGCCCAGUCGGGAACACUUGUCUGACGCAACGAGAUACAGCAGAGAAAGCUGCUGUCAAAUUAAGUUCCCCAUCCCCUGGGCUGGUUCCCAACAUCUCUUCGCUGAAGCUGCGACCUUCUGCUGGCAGAUUGUACAAUCUCACCCACGACCUCUUCAUCGACAACCCCUCAUCGGUGGUCCUCUGUACAUCACAAACUCUCUCUCUCUCCUGUUGUAGUUUACCUGUAAAUAAACGUCUCUUUGUAAAUUAUUGUCUCGAUCAUUCGUGUGUACAUUUUAUAAGGUUAUUUUAAAUGAAAUGGUCAGACGGAAUACAAAUUUUACGGAAGAAUAUUAAGUUAUAUAUUUUUUAUGGCAAGUGUUUCCUUUUAAGUGGCUGAUUUUUCUCGUUAUAGAAUUUGAUUUUCAGACUUCUGAGUUUUUUUUAUUUCCUUUAUACCAAAGUUCUGUUUUUGAAAUAGGGAGUACGUUUCAUUAAUAGUUGUUCUUUUAAAUUUUGAUAACGCAAAUGAUACAAUUUUUGGGGGGAAGCGUGAGUGACAAAAAUAAUGCAAAAUUUAGUAUUCUUGACAUGAGAUAAACAAUUGUGUUUACUGAAAACAACUAAUUGUAUUACUCCAAAGAAAAUGUUUCUAUUUAGAUUUUUGGGAGUGACACAAGAAACGUUUUUAUUGAAGAUUUGUUUUUGUUUUUUCAUAUCUCAAGAAUACCAUAUUUUGAAAUUAGUUGGAAUUUUUACAAAUUCAGUAUGUCAAUGAACCCAACAGUGAACUGAAUAUUUUAUAAAGACGCCAACAAAUUAUAGCUAAGUAACUAAGAAUAAGUGUGCCCCUUUCUACUUAAUUCAGCAGUUGCGUAAAACGUGUGUUCAACAAAAUCCGUACCUCACUUUUUUACAAGAGGGUUAGCAAGCUCAAAAGGUUAUAUCAUUUGCAAGUGGGGAAAAAGUCUUGUUAAAUGUAGUUUUUUAAUAAUCGUAUUUGUUGCAAUACUGCUGCGCUUCCCAAGGUAAGUUUUGUUUUGUUUAUUAAUCUGGUAAAGCUCUGGUAGCAUGUGACAUGCCAAUAACUAAGCCCACCUUUGUGGCACGACUUGGAAAUGUCAAUCUCAAUAUUCUGAACUUAAAGGGGAUGCAAAAGUCAAUGCUUGACAAAUCAAAUAUGAUUUGAAAUUACUCAAUCACCACAAAAUGACUUGGGUUUUUUCUCACAGAGUGGAGUACGGCAUGAAAUUAAGGCUGUGGUACUUACUGGAUUUUUUUAUAGAAAAGUAUGAUAGGUUUAACCGUUUGAAAUCAAGAUUGGUAUUACUUGCUUAAUAACUCUUCAUGUGGCUCUUUGAGGGUUUCGUGGAAUCUCCUCAAGUGGCUGUUCUGGGCCCAAUUUCAUGGCUCCGCUUACCGUAAGCACAGAAUCGGUGCUUACGGAAACCAGGGAAUUCUGUGCUACCAGGCAAGCGUAUUUUAUGGGUUAGCGGCAAAUUUUGGCUUCUGCGCGUGCGUACACCACGAUACUAGGCAUUCUACGCUUACAAGGCUAG
This is a messenger RNA of Asterias rubens (European starfish), 4932 nucleotides long. Its product is annotated as FERM domain-containing protein 4A-like. NCBI's taxonomy places the organism in Eukaryota, Metazoa, Echinodermata, Asteroidea, Forcipulatida, Asteriidae. The record is from RefSeq and is a predicted model, not a curated record. Bases 370 to 3417 code for a protein of 1015 amino acids. Gene Ontology annotation, cellular component: cytoskeleton. The transcript is spliced from 13 exons. Gene Ontology annotation, biological process: establishment of epithelial cell polarity.